AUGAGCAGCAGCCUGACCGCAACGAAUACCAGUGCAACCAGCACAUUAUUGACAGAAUAUGGCACCACUGGCACUGGCACUGAGACUACCACCACAACCAUAGUUUCUGUUGCACGGUUGGAGGGUUGUGUGGGUUUGUCAGUUUCGGAUCCGGAGCUCUUUUCAGAAGAUGCAGUUUCUGCGAUGAAGCAGGUUUUCGCACGGGCUGCUGGUGGAGUGAACGUGGACUAUGUGCAUGUCUUCAUAACGGCUGGCAGCAGCUGUGAGUCUGGCCGGCGGCUCUUCUGGGCUCACAGGCGGCUGCAAGAAAUUGUGAGGGUAGACUAUGUCAUCAUUUUCCCUGCAUCCAUUGGGGAAGGAGAAGCACUUAAUCAAGCUGAAAACGGCAAAGCUGCCCUGGAGCAAAUUUCCUCGUCCGAAAUCAAUGCCUUGAUGACUGAGGAAAUCAGUCUGGUGCCAUCCCUGUCAGGAUUGAGUGCUUUGAUCACAACAAGCCCAACAGUUGUGAUGACAGUCAGUACCAGCACAUCCACAACAUUGUUUGCCACCUCUGCCACUGCAACCAGCAUGACUGCCACCGAGACAAUAACCAGUGCCAGCGCAACAACAUCCCAGACCACCAACACUGUGACCGCCACAAGUCAAAGCACCACUGGCACAAGUACCACCUACUCUGGCAGCAGCAUGACAGGAACUGCUACAAGCGCAACCAGCACUUCCAGCAGUAUCACUGCAAGCACAUCAUUGACGACGCAUACUGCAACUGGCACUGCAACCAGCAUCAGCGCCACCGAGACAAUAACCAGUGCCAGCGCAACAACAUCCCAGACCACCAACACUGUGACCGCCACAAGUCAAAGCACCACUGGCACAAGUACCACCUACUCUGGCAGCAGCAUGACAGAAACUGUUACAAGCGCAACCAGCACUUCCAGCAGUAUCACUGCAAGCACAUCAUUGACGACGCAUACUGUGACUGGCACUGCAACCAGCAUCAGCGCCACCGAGACAAUAACCAGUGCCAGCGCAACAACAUCCCAGACCACCAACACUGUGACCGCCACAAGUCAAAGCACCACUGGCACAAGUACCACCUACUCUGGCAGCAGCAUGACAGAAACUGCUACAAGCGCAACCAGCACUUCCAGCAGUAUCACUGCAAGCACAUCAUUGACGACGCAUACUGCAACUGGCACUGCAACCAGCAUCAGCGCCACCGAGACAACGACCAGUGCCAGCGCAACAACAUCCCAGACCACCAACACUGUGACCGCCACAAGUCAAAGCACACUGGCACAAGUACCACCUACUCUGGCAGCAGCAUACAAUGACCAGUGCCAGCGCAACAACAUCCCAGACCACCAACACUGUGACAGCCACAAGUCAAAGCACCACUGGCACAAGUACACCUACUCUGGCAGCAGCAUGACAGAAACUGCUACAAGCGCAACCAGCACUUCCAGGAGUAUCACUGCAAGCACAUCAUUGACGACGCAUACUGCAACUGGCACUGCAACCAGCAUCAGCGCCACCGAGACAACGACCAGUGCCAGCGCAACAACAUCCCAGACCACCAACACUGUGACCGCCACAAGUCAAAGCACCACUGGCACAAGUACCACCUACUCUGGCAGCAGCAUGACAGAAACUGCUACAAGCGCAACCAGCACUUCCAGCAGUAUCACUGCAAGCACAUCAUUGACGACGCAUACUGUGACUGGCACUGCAACCAGCAUCAGCGCCACCGAGACAAUAACCAGUGCCAGCGCAACAACAUCCCAGACCACCAACACUGUGACCGCCACAAGUCAAAGCACCACUGGCACAAGUACCACCUACUCUGGCAGCAGCAUGACAGAAACUGCUACAAGCGCAACCAGCACUUCCAGCAGUAUCACUGCAAGCACAUCAUUGACGACGCAUACUGCAACUGGCACUGCCACCAGCAUCAGCGCCACCGAGACAAUGACCAGUGCCAGCGCAACAACAUCCCAGACCACCAACACUGUGACAGCCACAAGUCAAAGCACCACUGGCACAAGUACCACCUACUCUGGCAGCAGCAUGACAGAAACUGCUACAAGCGCAACCAGCACUUCCAGGAGUAUCACUGCAAGCACAUCAUUGACGACGCAUACUGCAACUGGCACUGCAACCAGCAUCAGCGCCACCGAGACAACGACCAGUGCCAGCGCAACAACAUCCCAGACCACCAACACUGUGACCGCCACAAGUCAAAGCACCACUGGCACAAGUACCACCUACUCUGGCAGCAGCAUGACAGAAACUGCUACAAGCGCAACCAGCACUUCCAGCAGUAUCACUGCAAGCACAUCAUUGACGACGCAUACUGUGACUGGCACUGCAACCAGCAUCAGCGCCACCGAGACAAUAACCAGUGCCAGCGCAACAACAUCCCAGACCACCAACACUGUGACCGCCACAAGUCAAAGCACCACUGGCACAAGUACCACCUACUCUGGCAGCAGCAUGACAGAAACUGCUACAAGCGCAACCAGCACUUCCAGCAGUACCACUGCAAGCACAUCAUUGACGACGCAUACUGCAACUGGCACUGCCACCAGCAUCAGCGCCACCGAGACAAUGACCAGUGCCAGCGCAACAACAUCCCAGACCACCAACACUGUGACCGCCACAAGUCAAAGCACCACUGGCACAAGUACCACCUACUCUGGCAGCAGCAUGACAGAAACUGCUACAAGCGCAACCAGCACUUCCAGCAGUAUCACUGCAAGCACAUCAUUGACGACGCAUACUGUGACUGGCACUGCAACCAGCAUCAGCGCCACCGAGACAAUAACCAGUGCCAGCGCAACAACAUCCCAGACCACCAACACAGUGUCUUGUGCCAGCGGCUUCCUGGGCGGGACGAGCAUUUACACCUGCACUUCACAGGAGAUGGGCGACUCAGCCGAGUACUAUUGCAACCCAUCUACAGGAGAAUUUGAGGGCCCAGCAGUGACCUGUACGAAGAUCUCGUGCAACGUUGACCAGCUCCCGAGUGGUUUUGACUCCUCUGGAUGUUCAAACCUUGUGGCUGGAGACUUUUGCUUGGUGUCGUGCCAGCAGGGUUUCAUUCCGGCAGAAGAGAAGUACACUUGUGGAGUGGAUGGGAACUUCUCGGGAACACCGCCCCAGUGUGAACGUGUGAUUUGUCCAGCAGAUACAUUGCCAGUGGCUCCCGGAGUCAAUGUGAGUGGCUGUAUUGGGACAGUCAGUGGCGCUUCAUGCGAGGUUGCCUGUGAAUUGGGAUAUCAAGGCAGUGCUUCAAUGUAUUCGUGUGGCCUAGAUGGAGCUUUUACAGGGACAGCUCCAGUCUGUGAAAGGAAAACAUGCGCCCUUCCUGACAGCUUCAGUACUUACAGCCACACCUGCGAUGGCAUUCAGCAUGGAGCUGGCUGCACCAUUUCCUGCGCUGCCGGAUACUCUGGCUCGUCAACGGAGCAGGUGUGCAGCGAUGGAAGUCUCUUGGGUGAUUUGCCCAGCUGCACACCAGACAGUUGCUCCUUUGCUGGGAUGAACAUCCCAACGGCCAUUGAUGUUUCUCCGUGUGUGGGUGCUGUGAGUGGGCAGACUUGCGACGUGCAGUGUCAGAGGGGUUACCUUGCAGUGGGAUCUCUGACAGUGCAAUGCCUGAGUUCUGGCAGCUUCACUGCAAUCUCUGCAUCCUGCGAGCCACAGCCCUGUGGAAAUCUCACUGACCUCCAGCCCUUUGCGACCAGUGACAUUGGACAGUCCUGCGAUGGGGUCGUGGCGGGACAGGUGUGUACUGCAUUUUGCCAAGCCGGAUACACCAUCUCUGGCAAUGCCACUGUCUUGAUUUGCGGAGAAGGGCCUGACAGCAGCAAUGGCUACACUGAGUUUAUGCCUGGAACAGAGGACUCCUUGCCUGCAGAGCAGUCGACCGGCCCAGACUGUGCUAUCAACACCUGCACAGAAGGUGUGCCUGACAACCCGAUGCUCAGCCACAACUGCAGCAAUGUAGCAACAGGGCAGCGAGGCUUGGUGGAUGCAGUGGUGCCUUACCAGCUGACUGGAGGUGCUGUUGAGCUCACCUGUGAAGCAAGUGGACACCUUACAGGGACCAUUCCAGCUAUCAUCCCGGCAGUUUGUCCAUCUAUAUCCUUUGGUACUGGGGCAGGCAGCACAUGUGAUCAGAUUGAGUAUGGCGGUGACUGUUGGGCGUAUUGUCAGAGUGGCUACGAGGGCACGGCGCGUCAAUAUCGCUGCGAGUUGGUUGAUGGAUCUGUUCAGCUGCAGAGCGUCGUGGCCGACAUCAGCUGUGCAACCGUCACUCAGACGGUCACCACCACUGCAGCAAGGCGUUUGGCGUCGCUGGAUCCAUGUCCAGCCACUUCAGUGACACAGGUUGGACUAGGGGAUCAACAAUAUCUGCAUGAUUGCACUGACAAACUGCAUGAUGAGGCUUGCAUUGCACACUGUGGCUUUGGAUAUGACAUGCAAGAGUCCGCCCCUGUGGUCUUUACGUGCCAGAACAGUGCCCUGGUGGGAUCAGGUUUGCCCACAUGCGUGGGGAGGACAUGCAACUAUGCCUUGCCAACUGGACUUGGGGUUUCCCACGAUUGUACUUCAAAAACAACGGGGCAAACCUGCGAAGCUUCCUGUGGUCAAGCCGGAUACACCUACGCAUCAAACAGCAACCAGCAGCAGUUCACGUGUUUGGGCUCUGGUAUUUUUGAAGGUGUAGCCCCAACCUGCGAACCCAUUUCAUGUACGGAUUUGGAUGUGGGCAGCAGGUUUUCCCACAAUUGCAGAGGAAAGCGUUUCGGAGAAACCUGCGGAAUCAGCUGCGCUACUGGUUAUCACAAAUCGGGUUGGGGAUCACAGCUGACAUGCUCAUCAGAUGGGACCUUCACAGGAUCACUGCCCAGUUGUGUUGGGAAUCCUUGCGCCAAUUCUCUUGUUUCCGACUGGAGCUUGGACUCAGAUCAGUGCAAUGGGCUUGCCACUGGACAAACCUGCACGGUCAGUUGCAAGGCUGGCUUCACUCCGAAUUCCGCGACCAUGGUAUGUGAUGCCACAGGCUUUCUGACUGGAACCGUACCCGCAUGCACACCAUUGACUUGCGAAACAAGCUCGGAGCUUUCGGAUGCAUCUAUUAGGCAUACCUGCAAUCAGGUCAGUUUCAACCGAAGCUGUGCUGUAACAUGCGCAGCAGGUUACAAGCUCACAUCAGGCACAGCGCAAGAGUGGAGCUGCAAUUGGAACCCAACUUCUUCCUCUCUGUCCCUUUCCGGGUCACUCCCUGCUUGUGAAGCAGACCUGUGUACGUCUGGCUUGCCCACAGAUAGUGAGCGAACGAUUGCAAAUUGUUCAAGUCUGAGAACGGGUGAGACGUGCCAGCAGCGGUGUGCAUCAGGAUAUGUUGGUACAGAUGCAGCUUUCACCUGUGAAAGUGAUGGUGCUGCCCGGACAGCAUCCUCGUCUGCACAGUGUCAACCUGUGACCUGCAAUUUGACUGUCUCAGACAGCAGCAUUGGUCACGUAUGCACUGACGUCGCCUUCGGAUACAGCUGCUCUGCUUUUUGCAACAAAGGCUAUACCUCCACGAAUGGCGUCCAAACUCUGACCUGUGCCGGUCCCGAAUCGGGAGGAUCUGCGGUUGGCAAUGCAGACAAUGCCAGCAUUACGCUCAGAGGGUCCUUACCUGUGUGUUUGGGUCAAGUGUGCUUCUUCAACUUUCCCACGGGAUCUCAAUUCACUCACAAUUGUGAUGGGAUCAGAACAGGUGAAUCAUGCACAAGCUCCUGCGUGGAUGGUUGGGACGGCCAGUCCACGACCCUCACUUGUGGAGUUGAAGGUGGUCUGCAGGGCAGCUUCCCCGUUUGCACACUCCAAACAGUGACGAAGACAGCCACACAGACAAGCACGACCCGAACCAGUACAGACUUUGAGCUGCAAAUCAAUGUGGCUGGCACCCUCCGUUUGAAUGUGAAUAAUUCUAAUGCCUUCAUUCAGGAUGUCGAUGCGCAGCGCGUGGUUGGGGAAGUGAUCGCUGGGCUCAUUGGGGUAAGCGUGGAGCAGCUUCAGUUGUCCCUCACUGCUGUUGUGUCGUCCGGGCGGAGGCUUGCUUUUGGAGGAGUGCAGGCGGCCUACUCGACAUGGUUUGUGGCUGACACACAGGAAAUGGCAGAUGCCUUGGGCAACAACAUCACUGCCCAGCUGGAUGCAGCAGGUGUGCCACUUCUGCAGCAACUGCUUGUGGAUGCCAUGACCCAGAUUUCCAGCGACAAGGUGGCAUUCUAUUCUGUGGAGGUUUUGGCACACAAUGCUGAUAUCAUCGUCGGCACGCGCAAGCAAGAAACGGUUGCGAAAUCGGUCGCAGUUCUUUGCAAUCCAUCAACAUUUCCUGUCAUCACAGGUGCAGGGCCCUUCGACUGUCAGGAACCACAAAUUUUGGGUCAAAGCUGCAGAGCUCCUUGCGACUCCGGUGCUGAGUUUGCGGUGAUCACCUGUGAAGAGCAGGGCUGGACGCUGCAAGAUGAGUGUCCCACGGAGUCAUACCUCUUGGUCAUCAUAUUUGCAUCUGCUGCUGCUCUUUGCUGUUUGAUCAUUACCUGCGUGGUUCUUUGCGCAUGUCGUGGGGGCGGUAAGACAGCACCAGAAGUUAUAGAUGAGCCACCUCCACUACCGCAGCCUUUGCCAUCCAUUCGCGACGUUCCUCAGCCCGAGAACUAUGAUACCGGCUACUACAGUUGGGCAGAGAGAUGGGAGCAAAGCAGACAAAACCAAGGUACGGAUAUUCCAUUGGUGGCUCCAGCUUCUCUGACAAACACUGUACCUGACAGUGAGAUGGACAGGUCGCCUCAGGCCAUCCCAAUGCCACCUGAACGGCCACCACCGGUGGAACAACAGAAGUCGUCGCCGUUGAUUCCUCCACCGUUGCCGUCGCUGGCAAGGCGGGAUGGCACUUCUCCCAAAGAAGGUGAAGUGCAACUGGAUGUGAAAGCUGAUAGUGAGCCUGAGCAAAUCAUUGUGAGCCAACCAGAGGAUCUCAGAGAGGUGGCUCAGCAGGAAGAUCUUCCCACCCUGGAGGACCUGGAUCUCACCACGGUAGAUGCACCCAUGACGUUACAUGUGCAGCGCAUUAGUGGAAGCUUGCUGGCAAAGAUCACUUCCACCUCCAAGCAGACGGUGGCAGAGCUCAUCAGCUCCAUCAAAGAGGUCGCGGGACCGGGGAUGAAUUUGACCCUGACUUGCAGCACAAAGGUGCUGCGGCCCGAGCAGACGUUGGAGGAAAUCGGUUUGUAUGAUGGCAGUGUUGUCACGGCCAUCAGACAGCCCGAGCUCUUCGUUGCUGCGGCCUUUGAAGAUGGCACUGCAGCUGUUUGGAGUGUGGAAUCCGGCAAGCUGGAGAGGAGCUUUGAGUGUAGAUAUGGCUCAGUGAAAUCGGUGACAUUGGCGCAGCCUGGACUAAUACUGGUUCUGGGCAUGGUGGAUGGCACAGUACAGCUGUGGAACGUUGUCACUGGAAAGUUCAUGAGGCAGUUCAGUGGCCACAUGGGGGCCAUUUUCUCCGUGGCAAGUUCACCCAAUGGCAAACUAUUAGCCACUGGAUGCUUCGACGGGACAUCUAAGCUGCUGAACACAGAGACUGGCAGAGUAAUUCGAGUUUGCUCCGGACAUCGGGGUAGCAUCAAGAGUCUGUGCUUCAGCACCGACUCGCGGACUUUGGCGACUGGAUCAGAGGACUGCAAUGUGAAGCUUUGGAAGGUGUUGGAUAGAUCUGGCGAGCUGACCCUUUCCGGUCACACCAGCACCAUCACGGCGAUCUCUUUCUCGCACUAUGGAAAGGCGCUUGCUUCUGGUGCUGAAAACGGAGAGGUGAAUGCUUGGUCAGCGGUUUCUGGGCGGUUGGUCUGGGAACUGCCGCGGGCCAGUUCCGCAGUGAAGUCCUUGGCGUUUUCGCGCGACGGCGUGUCACUUGCAGUGGGUGCUUUCGAUGGAGAGUGCACGUUCUACAGUGCAACAACCCGAGCAUGCACCAGCAGGGUCCAGUGUACAACGCCAUCACCAUUCCACAGCAUGGGCUUCUCUCCUGCGGGGCAUUUGUUCAUAUGUGGAACCGAAGCUGGAGAGCUGCACGUCUACGGCACUGAGGACGGAGAGAGCCGAAAAGUGCUAGAGGCUUGUGCAGCUCCAUCAAUGAUUUCUCCUGUCGCUGCAGUUGCAGUUUCCGCAGGACCUGUGCCCAAAAAGCCAAAGGGAAGCCGGCGUCGUAGUGAUCUUGCUGUAACAGACAGCGAAUUGCCCGAAGCGCCCCCAGACGAGUAA
This is a messenger RNA of Cladocopium goreaui, 8316 nucleotides long. NCBI's taxonomy places the organism in Eukaryota, Dinophyceae, Suessiales, Symbiodiniaceae. The record is from the annotation of a GenBank genome assembly.